AUGCUCGAUGGUUUAUUAAAAAAAGAAGAUAUUCCGGAACUAAUUAAAAAUGAUGAUAUAAGUGUAAUAUUUGUUAAACCAACAACAGCAUCAUCAAUAGUUUGGCAAAAAUUUAGUCAUAUUUAUGUUGAUAAUAAAAAGCAAAAUUUUGUGUCUUGUGAUACAUGUAAAGAUAUUCUACAUCACAAAUCAAUUGAUGGUACAAGCAGUAUGAAGAAGCACCUUCGAUCAUGUGAAUCGAAUUCAAAAAAUAAUAAUAAUAAAAGUUUAAGUAUUAAUGAAUAUUUUGCUUUCCGUAAAACUAGAUCUAUUCCACCAAGAUCUAAAAACAAAGUUUUGAAUGCAACUGUUGAACUAGUUGCUAUGGAUAAUCGUGCAUUUGAACUUAUUGCAGGUGAUGGUUUUAUCAAUUUUACACAAACUAUAUUUGAUGCUGGACAACUGUUAAAUUCACAGAAUAUUGAUGUUUCCAAUUUAUUACGACAUCCAACAACUGUAAGUGUGAGUUUUUGUGGUAUUUCUCUUCAUUUCUUGAAUGAAGAACUUCAACUGUACGUUUUUAUUUUGGGUUGUUAUCCAUAUGAUCGAGAUAAUCAAAAUGCAAAUCAAAUACGACAAUUUGUUGAUGCUAAAUUAUUGGAAUAUGAUUUAAUAUUGGACAACAAUAAAUUCGUGGUGACAGACAAUGAAAAUAAAAUGAAAUCUUGUUUUAAAGAAUCAUGCACCAGAAUCGGUUGUUCAAUUCAUUAUAUGAACAAGCAAUUAGAGCACUGCUUUACUUCGGAUACUGUAGAAAAAAUUCCAGUUAAUUGUGAUUUAGUUCAGGAAAUGUUCGAUUAUAUACGAAAAAUCGUAUCUCAUAUGAGAAGAAUACACAAACAAUCAAAAUUACCACGUAAACUUCAAUCUUACUCUGAUACUAGGUUUACCGGUGCUUCUCAUACAAUGAAUGUGUUUUUAACAGUUUUUGAUGAUUUAGCUGAUAUUUUAGAUAGAACGUUUCUGGACGAUUAUACGCUAAUAGAUAAAGAUUUACUUGAAUAUGUUUGUUCAUUUUUAGCUCCAUUUGAAGAAGUAAUUGAAGAACUUAGUUGUGAUAAAAAACCAACAAUUUAUAAGGUGUUGCCAUUAAGGCAGUAUUUAAUAAAUCAAUGUAAAAUACAUCCAGAUGAUCAUGAUGGAAUUCAUCAAAUUAAAACUUUUAUAAGUACUCGUUUUCAAGAUGUUUGGGUGCUCCAAGAUAUACAUUACAUUACCACCCUAUUGCAUCCGUCUUUUAAAAAUUUUGAUGUUAAUCCUAAUCUUCAAGAUAAAGCUAUUAAUUUAGUGAAAAAUGAAAUUAUUAAACGACAACCAUCAACACCAACGACCUAUUGUACAACGACUACAACAACAGUUACUACAAUUGAACUUGAUACUCAGUCAGCAUCAUCAACAAGUGUUUUAUCAAAAUGUUUCGACUUGCCAAAGAAUGAUUUAAAACUAUCAUUAAAUCCAUAUCAAGAAUUAGAUGAAUACAUGCAUUUGAACGUUCAAAUAAAUGAAGCUGAUGAUAUUUUGUUGUUCUGGUUAACACAGAAAUCAAAAUUUCCAACAUUAUUUUCGAUUGUACGAGAUUAUUAUGCAGCACCAGCAUCAAACACAACGGUUGAAAGACUUUUUUCGUCAUCAAAAUACACAGUUUCAGAUAAACGUACCAGUCUUGGUGCAGAAAAAAUAAACAAAUUAUUAUUUUUGAAAAAAAAUCCAAUGUUAUUAAAAGCAUUUGAUAAAAAAUGUGUUAUUGAAGCUACUGCAACUGAUACGAAAAGAAAAAUAACUGAUCCUGAUAAAAAAUCUACUGAUGUGUCAUUACAAAAUCAAAAACAAUUUAGAACUUCAACAACAGCAAAGAAAUUGAAAAAAGAUGAAGAAGAUGAUAUAGUUAUUUGGGAUGACGAUGUGCAAGAUAAAGAAAACGACUAA
Messenger RNA from Rotaria sordida, 1965 nucleotides. NCBI's taxonomy places the organism in Eukaryota, Metazoa, Rotifera, Eurotatoria, Philodinida, Philodinidae. The record is from the annotation of a GenBank genome assembly.